Messenger RNA from Phalaenopsis equestris, 1363 nucleotides. RefSeq lists its product as uncharacterized. The record is from RefSeq and is a predicted model, not a curated record. The transcript is spliced from 7 exons. Lineage: Eukaryota; Viridiplantae; Streptophyta; Magnoliopsida; Asparagales; Orchidaceae. Bases 45 to 848 code for a protein of 267 amino acids.
AUUGCUGGGUUAUUGAAGUGCCUAGUAUUCUCCUGUAUUAUUCAAUGUGCUCCACUUUGCACAUGAAAAUGAUGGGAGGACAAAUUUGCAAUGAUAGAAGAAAGAAUCUCAAACCACGAUGCAAGAAAUUAGGGUUUAUUAAUAGUCUUCUUCCCCAUCCUUCCAGCUCCCCAACCACAGCUGCACUCCAGGUUAGGAUGGAAGUCAAAAUGGCAUCAUCUAUUGUCAUUCUUCUGGUUUCGCUUAUGUUUGCUGAUGCAAGGUAUGGCAAAGAGCCAGAGCUAAAUCAAGAAGGAAACUCCAUAUGUAAUUCAUGUUUGGAAGCUUCAAGGAUGGCAGAAAGAGCUCUGAAGGAAUGGGAACCUUUCAAAGAACUUGAUAAGCUUUCCGGCAACAUAUGCAGUGUCCUGCCAGUAAAUUUCGAACUUCAGCAGUGCUUGGAGAAAACAAAGAAGCAAAUUCAUCAUACCAAACUAUCAUUUCAAGAACUCUUUCAUGAGAAAAGCCUUUGCAACAGCAGAGACCUAUGUGCUGACCAUCAAAUUUUGCAAGAAAUCAAAAUUGCAGGGGAGAACAAAAGCCCUCCAGAGUUAGAAGACGAAAGAGACUGCAUAGCGUGCCGAAGGGCUGUCAGAGAACUAGUCAUGAAGAUGAAUCAGCCUAAGAUGAAGACAAAAAUAAUUGAGGCACUUAUAGAUUACUGUGAAGAAACAGAAGAUAAUGAGGACCAAUGCAAGCGAAGAGUAAAGAAGUAUGUUCCUACAGUGUUAAUUAAACUGGAGAAGUUGAAACCCACUGAUAUCUGCCUUAUGAUGGGAAUGUGUGAUGAAAGGUAUGGCUCCCUCUAAUAUGUUGGAUUAAAGAGUAAAGUUCCAAAAUAGUCCCCUAAAUCUUUUUAGCGCAUCAUUUUAGUCCCGAAAUUUAUAAAAAUAUCAAAAUAGUCCUCCAAAUCUUUUAAUAUAGGCUGAAAUGAUCCCGAGGGUGAACUAUUUUUGCUCCCAUUAAAAAUGUUUGAAGACUAAUUUGACACUUUUAUAGACUUUGGGACUAAAAUGAACCUCUAAACAGAGUAUGGGGACCAUUUUUGACACUUUUCUCUUGGAUUAAGUAAUGUCUUUUAGGUUCUCCUCCCAAAGUUCUUCAAUAAACGGCAGAGGUAGAUGAGUCGCAAAAUCAGUGAAAAAUCAAAUUUUGUCAGCCAUACAGUUUAAUGAGACAAUCUUCUAUAUUAUAAGUGUCUUUCCUAGAUCACAUGAUAUAAAUGUAAAGAGUCUUUGCUGAUCUACCACUUGUGCCGUCAGAGCGCUGGAGGGAAACCAAUGUAUUAUUUUGAUGAUAUAAGUAUUGACAUGCAUUCUAAUCA